Molecule: messenger RNA, 2902 nt
Organism: Tribolium castaneum (red flour beetle)
Lineage: Eukaryota; Metazoa; Arthropoda; Insecta; Coleoptera; Tenebrionidae
Gene: Sap-r
Product: Saposin-related
Exons: 11
Coding region: 126-2654 (842 amino acids)
Biological process (GO): sphingolipid metabolic process
Cellular component (GO): lysosome
Source: RefSeq, a predicted model, not a curated record
UGACAAUAAAAGCCAAAGAAAACGCAAAAUAAGUCAGCUGUAUUGACGCUUGAGUGACGUGAAAGAAUAUUCAAGAAAGAUUACUAACAAACAACACAAAAUUAUUGUGAUUUAUCUUCUCUAAAAUGAAGAUAUUAAUCCUCGUAUCGCUUGUGGCAUUUUUUGCCUUCACAAGCGGAGUUUUCGUCCCUCCCCGACCAGGACAUAAGCGUUUGGUAGAUUCAAAAGAAUGCACUUGGGGACCUUCAUACUGGUGCCAGAAUUUAACGGCGGCUUCCGACUGCCGCGCUGUGAGACACUGCAUCCAAACGGUUUGGGUGCACAAGCAGUUGCCCCCAGAUGGUAGUAGCAUUUGUCAGACUUGUCUCGAUAUGGUUAAACAAGCACGAGACCAACUUGAAAGUAACGAGACCCAAGAGUUGAUCAAAGAAGUGUUUGAAGGGUCAUGCCAUCUCUUGCACUUUAAAGAAAUCGUUAAAGAGUGCGACAAAAUCGCUGAUCAGUACAUCCCCGAAUUGAUUGAUACUUUAGCUUCGGAAAUGAACCCACAAGUCGUGUGUUCCGUGGCUGGUUUAUGUAACAGUGAAAAGGUCCAGAAAUUGAUAGCUGAGGAAAAAGGUUUGAAGCCACAAAAUGUGGGCACUUGUGAAGGUUGCCAGACUGUUGUUGGGAUAAUGGAGGAGAAGUUUAAUAAAAUGUCACGCGACGAUGUGUUGCAAAGCUUCUUACAGAUUUGUGGGCGAACUGGCAGUUUGUCAGAUGGGUGCAGCAACAUUGUUAUCACAUACUUCAACGAAAUUUACAACCAUUUGAAAGACAAUUUCAAUCCGACUGAUUUUUGUUUGAUGACUGGAGAGUGUAGCUCAAAGUUUCACACUCAUGCUAAUGUCGAAAUCACGCCAAUGUCGCACAUUGGGUACGUGCAAGUUGGAGGGAAACAAAAGGACGAUCUCCCGUGUGAAUUUUGCGAGCAGUUGGUUACUCAUUUGCGAGACUUGCUCAUUGCUAAUACGACCGAACAUGAGUUUAAGAGAGUCCUUGAAGGGUUGUGCAAGCAAACGAAAUCAUUCAAAGCACAAUGCCUUAGUCUAGUCGAUGAGUAUUACGGCGCUAUUUAUACAUUCUUGGUUUCGGAAUUGAACGCUAACGAAGUGUGUGUUUUUGCCGGCAUUUGUCCAAGAAACAAUACGCAAGGGGUGCCUCCAAUUAUGCCUCUUUUACCAGUCGAGACUUUGGAAAUCACCCCAGCGCCGGUAAUCCGAGUCAAUAUAGCCAAAGAUGGCUCGUCGGUCAAAGUUAUGGCACGACCUGAGGAAAUACAACUACCAAUUGAGCGGAUGAUGCCACCUCACGCCCAGGAAAUGUACAAUUCCCAAACUUGCGUCUUCUGCGAGUAUUUCUUGCAUUACUUACAACAAGCUAUCACCACUCCUGCAACAGAGGAGGAAAUAAAGGAAGUAAUUGAUAAAGCCUGCGCUAAAUUACCCCGCAGCAUCAACACCACAUGUGUUGAGUUCGUUGAUACUUACGAGCCAGCUUUGGUGGCAAUUUUGGCGCAAGAGAUCGACCCCUCGCAAGUUUGUCCCCUGAUUAAAGCUUGCCCGUCCAACACGAGAGACGUGGAAGUGUUCAUGCAACAAGGCUCUGACGGUUCCAAGUGUCCCUUGUGUCUGUUUGCCGUUUCAAAGCUUGAGCAAAUGGUGAAAGACAAAAAAACUGAGCAAAACAUCAAGGCAGCACUCAACAAGUUGUGCGAUCAUUUGCCGAAUGAUAUCGCCGCUGAAUGUAACGAUUUUGUCAACACUUACACUGAUGAGCUCGUCCAGUUGCUUAUUGCUGAUUUAACCCCGCAAGAAGUUUGCGUCUAUCUUAAACUUUGUUCGGAUAAUAAACCACCGACUGGUUUUAUCGGCGGUGAUACUUCCACGAAUAUGAUAGCUGAUGACACAAUUAAUGGAAAAAAUGUUAAACUUGCACCAGUCACCGAUAAUCCAAGAUGCGUCCUUUGCGAGUUCAUAAUGAAAGAAGUGCAAGACGAGCUUAAAGACAAUUCUACUGAAGAAGCCAUCAAAAAAACAGUGCACAAUAUUUGUAACAUCAUGCCCAAGUCAAUUAGCAAAGAAUGCAACGAUUUUGUAAAUGAAUACGCCGAUACCAUUAUCCAAUUACUGAUUGAAGCAACGGUCCCUAGCGAAAUCUGCCGCAUGAUGCACAUGUGCGAUAACACUCAAAUUGAACAAGCAAAGGUUGAAAUUUUUGAAUGUGCCAUUUGCGAAAGUCUGGUUUAUGCCAUGGAGAAGAUUUUGGACAACCCGAAAGUUGAUCACAGCAUUGACCACGUCCUGGAGAAAGCGUGCCGGGCUUUACCCCACAAAGAGCAAACAAAGUGCACGGAAAUCAUCGAAAAAUAUGGCAAAACCAUCUAUAAUCUCGUGACACAUUUGGCCGACAAGGGACUAGUCUGUAAAGAAAUCGCUCUCUGUGCUGCUAGACCCGCCCGACCGAGUCGUCCAACCUUAGUGGGGGCAAAUAGAUGCACAUGGGGGCCCAGCUUUUGGUGUGCUAGUGACGAAAAUGCCGAGAAAUGUGGCAAAGCGGCUAAGGUACAUUGCCAACAAAAGAUCUGGUUGGCACCGUCGGCCCCCAAGGUGUGACUUACUACAAUGAACAACUUAGUUAUUUUAGUUAAGAAUAUAAUGUAACUAUCCACCAAAGUUUGUUAAUAAAUUCAAUUCGAUAAUUAAGCUAUUUUAAGUGUGAGUAAGGGCUUGUUAGUCACAGUUUGAUCGUUUUUUUCCUAUAAGCUUGUUUGGUGGCCAUAAUGUGAAAUGGAAACUGUGAUAAGAAAUGACUUGUAACAGUAAGUGUAUUUAGUUACAAAAUAAAGGAGAUUUCUUUUUCA